This is a messenger RNA of Closterium sp. Naga37s-1, 269 nucleotides long. Lineage: Eukaryota; Viridiplantae; Streptophyta; Zygnematophyceae; Desmidiales; Closteriaceae. The record is from the annotation of a GenBank genome assembly.
AUGGCGCGGGUAGGCGGCACGGGGGGGAAUGGGGUAAACGGGAGGAAGGGGGGAAUGGGGAAAGGGCUGAGGGCGCGGGUAGGUGGCAGAAAGGAGGGGGGUGGAGGAGGGAGGGGGGGAGAGGGGGGAGGAGGGGGAAGGGAUGGAAGGGGGGGAGGAGGGGUAGGCGGGGAAGGCGUUAAUAAGAAGGCGGGGAAGCGGGAAGGUGGAGACUGGGGGGGUGCUGAACGAGUCUCAUCACUUGUGAACCGCAACCAAACGCCUCUGAU